Messenger RNA from Caenorhabditis elegans, 7329 nucleotides. It is a transcript of the gene W07E11.1, whose product is annotated as glutamate synthase (NADH). The record is from RefSeq and is marked reviewed. Bases 46 to 6573 code for a protein of 2175 amino acids. Gene Ontology annotation, molecular function: iron ion binding; glutamate synthase activity; iron-sulfur cluster binding. Gene Ontology annotation, biological process: L-glutamate biosynthetic process; ammonia assimilation cycle; L-glutamine metabolic process. NCBI's taxonomy places the organism in Eukaryota, Metazoa, Nematoda, Chromadorea, Rhabditida, Rhabditidae. The transcript is spliced from 18 exons.
UUUCAGGUAUAUUGUAUACUAAAACAAAAAUCUCACGGUUUGAUAAUGGUUAUUCUAACCAAGGAACAGCAGCAAGAAGCCGCCAACACGGGACUGUGGCUACCACAACUUGAACGCGAUGCGUGCGGAGUCGGAUUCGUCUGCUCCAUCAAGGGAACCACGUCCAGCAAAAUCAUGUCGGAUGCCCGUACUAUGCUCGAGAGAAUGGCUCAUCGCGGAGCUUGUGGCUGUGACAACGAUUCGGGUGACGGUGCCGGUGUCUUGACUGCUAUACCCGAUGAUCUCUACAGAAAAUCGGUUAAGGAGCAGGAUGGAUCUGAUCUCCCACCAUUGGGUCAAUACGCCACGGGAAUUCUAUUUCUUGAAGCUGAAUCGUACAAGCAGGCAAAGGAGGCUUUCCAGGAUUUGGCCCGAGCUUGCGGUUUGCGGGUUGUUGCCUGGCGCAAGCUAGGAACCAAUCGUGAAUGCAUCGGAGAGGAGGCAAAGAAGACGGAGCCACUGAUUCGUCAAGUUUUUGUCAGUGCUGACUAUGCUGAGAGCGAUCCAGCUAAAUUCGAGAGAAGUGUUUACUUGCUUCGCAAGCAGGCUGUUAACAGCAUGACCAAGCAAGAAAUUGAAUGUUAUGUGUGCUCAUUGAGUACCUCUACCAUCGUUUACAAAGGACAGUUCAACACUCAUCAGUUGUUCAAAUUUUACGAUGAUUUGACCAAUCCAGAAUAUCAAACACAUCUGGCCCUUGUCCACUCGCGUUUCUCGACUAACACUUUCCCAAGUUGGAAUCGUGCUCAACCCAACAGAAUUUUGGCUCAUAAUGGAGAAAUCAACACUCUUCGGGGAAACAUUAACUUGAUGCGUGCUCGUGAGGGAGUGAUGAAGAGCAAAUACUACCGUGACGACCUCCAGAAGCUGUUUCCGAUUGUGGAAGAGGGUCUCACCGACUCUGGAUGUCUCGACAACGUCAUGGAGUUCCUGGUUCGCGCUGGUGGAAGAUCUUUGCCGGAAGCAGCAAUGACAAUGGUGCCGGAGGCGUGGGAGAAGGACGACGAUAUGUCGACGGAAAAGAAGCACUUUUACCGUUGGGCUGCAAUGAGCAUGGAGCCGUGGGAUGGACCUGCGCUUCUUGCCUUUUCGGAUGGAAGAUACAUUGGCGCCAUUCUUGACCGCAACGGACUUCGACCUGCCAGAUACUACUUGACGGAUGAUGAUCAUCUAUAUUUGAGUUCGGAAGUUGGCGUCAACGACAUUCCAAUUGAGAAAGUUGUCAAAAAGGAUCGUCUCAAACCCGGACGCAUGCUCCUUGUGGACACACAUCUCAAAAAGAUCGAGCUCGAUGAGGACCUUAAGACAAGAAUUGCUUUGUCAAGACCUCAUAAGCAACUUUCCGCAUCGAGAAUCUACUUGGACUUGAUUCGCAAGGAUGAUGUGCUCUCUCACGGUGCCGUCACCAAUGAAUACCUUAAUCGUCUUCAUUUGGAGCAGGUGAACCCUGGUCUUAUGAAGAAAAAGGAUGUUCAUCUAGACUCUGACCGUCGUCUGGCCUUGUAUGCCUAUACCCAUGACACUUUCAGCUUGCUCUUAGUUCCAAUGAUCAAGGAGAAGAAGGAAGCUCUCGGGUCAAUGGGGAAUGAUGCUGCGUUGGCUUGUCUGUCUGAUUACAGCCCGCUGUUGUUCAGUUAUUUCCAGCAACUCUUCGCCCAGGUCACCAACCCACCAAUUGACCCUUUCCGUGAACAAAUCGUCAUGUCGUUGAGAUGCCCAAUUGGACCUGAGUCUAACAUGCUUGAGCCAGACACCGAACUUGCCAGUCGGCUCAUCUUGGAGCAGCCAGUUCUUUCAAUGGUUGAUAUGGAGGUCAUCAAACGAACUAUGUACAAGGGAUGGAAAGCAAAGGAAAUUGACAUCACUUACCCAGUCAAAUAUGGAGUGAAAGGACUGGUCCCUGGUCUUGACGCCAUGUGCUGUGUCGCCUGCACUGCUGCCCUUGAUGGAUAUCAAAUCUUGGUAUUGUCCGAUAGAAAUGCCAGUUCCGAACGUGUUCCGAUCCCAUCACUUCUCGCCGUCGGUGCCAUUCAUCAGUGCCUUAUUCGUCAUCGGCUUCGUAUGAAGGUUGCGAUCGUUGUGGAAACUGGAGAGGCUCGAGUCGUUCACGACUUCUGUGUCCUUCUGGGAUUCGGAGCUGACGCAAUCUGUCCGUACAUGGUCUACGAGACUAUGCACCGUCUGCGCAACUUAGGACUUUUGGAUAAGGAACUCAAUGAUGAUCAAGUUUAUCAAGGAUAUCGUCAGGGAGUGGAACGAGGAAUCUUUAAGGUCAUGGCAAAGAUGGGCAUUUCUACGCUCCACUCGUACAAGCACGCUCAAAUCUUCGAGAUUGUGGGACUCGCAAAGGAUGUUGUCGACAUGUGCUUUAAAAACACAGUCUCUCGUCUUGGUGGCGCCACGUUUGAGAUUCUCGCGGCGGAAGCCUUGAAAAGACAUAGGUCGGCUUUCCCUACGACGAGCGACGCGUCAUUCGGUGACUCAAAAACACUGGUUGCAAGUGGAACGUUCCAUUGGAGAGCUGGAGGAGAGAAGCAUAUUAACGAGCCACUGGCUAUUGCCAAACUUCAGGCUGCCGCUCGUCUGAACAACUCCAAGACAUUCCAAGAGUACUCACUAGCUUCAAAUAUGGCUCAACGUUGGUGCACUCUGCGUGGACAAUUGGAGAUCAAAACUAGUAAGAAGAUUCAAAUCCCAUUGUCGGAGGUCGAACCAGCAAGCGAGAUUGUCAAGAAGUUUGUCACUGGAGCUAUGUCAUUUGGAUCUAUUUCCUGGGAGACUCACACUGCGCUCGCCAUUGCCAUGAAUCGCAUCGGUGGAAAAUCAAAUACUGGUGAAGGAGGAGAGAAACCGGAAAGAUAUCGAAAGGAUCAGGAUCCAAACCAGAAUCUUCGCUCGGCUAUCAAGCAAGUUGCGUCUGCUCGAUUUGGAGUUACCUCGUCUUACUUGGCUAACGCCGACGAGCUUCAGAUUAAAAUGGCUCAAGGUGCAAAACCAGGAGAGGGAGGAGAACUUCCAGGGCACAAGGUUACUCAAGAUAUUGCUGACACGAGAAAGUCUACAGCCGGAGUUGGUCUCAUUUCGCCACCACCUCAUCAUGAUAUUUACAGUAUUGAGGAUCUUGCUCAGCUCAUCUACGACUUAAAGUGCGCUAACCCGGUGGCUCGUGUCAGUGUGAAACUUGUCUCAGAAGCUGGAGUUGGAAUCGUUGCUGCCGGUGUGGCCAAGGGAAAUGCUGAUCAUAUCACCGUUUCGGGACACGAUGGUGGAACUGGAGCUUCGAGUUGGACUGGUAUUAAACACGCAGGAUUGCCAUGGGAGUUGGGAGUUGCUGAGACACAUCAGGUGCUCACGAUGAACAACCUGCGUUCACGCGUCGUUCUUCAAGCUGAUGGACAAAUUCGUACUGGACGUGACGUCAUGAUUGCUGCCCUUCUAGGAGCAGAUGAGUUUGGAAUGUCAACAGCUCCUCUUAUUGUUCUCGGAUGUACUAUGAUGAGAAAAUGUCACUUGAACACCUGCCCGGUUGGAGUCGCUACUCAAGAUCCUGUUCUCCGUGCAAAGUUUGAUGGAAAGCCAGAACACGUUGUCAACUAUAUGUUCAUGGUUGCCGAAGAGGUUCGCUAUUUCCUCUCCAAACUCGGUCUUCGCAAGUUAGAGGACGCAGUUGGAAGAACUGAUCUUCUUUAUGCUUCUUCUAAUCCUGUCAACAAGAAGGCUACUAUGCUCGAGUUCGGAUCCAUUCUUAAGAACGCCCAACAAAUGUUCCCUAACAUCUCUAUCAAAGGAGGAAGUGUGAAACAAGUGAUUGAGCUCGGAGCUCUGGAGACGAGAAUGCUGACUGAACUUGAUGGUGUUUUCAAUGAUGCUGGAGAACACAAAGUAUUUGAAAACGAGUACAUCACUAAUAUUGAUCGUACUUUCGGAACGAGAAUUUCGUAUGAGAUUUCCAAACGUUAUGGAGAGCUCGGAUUGGAAGGAUCCCGCUCGAUAACUAUUGGCCUCAAGGGACACGCUGGACAGUCAUUCUGUGCAUUCCUCGCUAAGGGAGUUAGUGUCACGUUGGAAGGAGAUGCCAAUGACUAUGUUGGAAAAUGUCUCUCUGGUGGAAAAAUUGUAAUUUUCCCACCGAAAGCUGCUUCUUACAAAUCUGAAGAGAAUUCUGUUAUUGGAAAUGUUGCCUUAUACGGAGCUACUUCUGGAGACUGUUGGUUUAGAGGAGUUGCUGGAGAGAGAUUUGCUGUCAGAAACUCAGGAGCUAACGUGAUUGUAGAGGCAGUUGGAGACCACGGUUGUGAGUACAUGACUGGUGGACGUGUCAUAGUUCUUGGAUCCAUAGGAAGAAACUUUGCCGCUGCGAUGAGUGGAGGAAUUGCAUAUCUUUUUGCACAGGAGGAUAACUUCUCUCGUCUAAUCAACGCAGCCACCGUCGAUCUCGAUGAUGCUUCCACUGAAGAUCUCAUUUUUGUUAAGGCAAAGAUUGAAGAGUUUGUCAAACUUACUGGAUCUGAGCUUGGACAGCGCAUUCUUACUAACUGGCAAAAGGAGCAUCAGAAAAUCAUUAAGGUGUUCCCGCGUGAUUACAAACGUGUGCUCGCCGAGCAAGAAGAAGCUCGUAAGAAGCAAGCUGAAUUGGAUAAGGCCAACCAGGACAUGAGUCUUCUUUCGGUGGAUGAUACAAAGCCCCGUACUAGAACUUUGUCGAUGGACAUGCAAAUUGCACCAACAAUCCGUCCUCACAACAAGAAGCAGAAGACUGCAUUGAGAAAGACUAGUUUGCUCGGAGACAAGCGUAAGCAACGUCGACUUUCAAAGAGUCUGAGACCACAGGAUAUGGCUGGUUUUGAGAAUGAGGAGGAUCUUCAAGAUGCUGCUGAUAUGGAAGAAGAGGAAGAGUCCAAGUCUGAUCUUGAAGAUCACUCUGAUGAGGAGGAGUUCGUCGAGAAGAAGGCCAGCGUAGAUAUUGAGUCUCUUGGCAUUCCAGCUCAUCUUCGUAAGAAGGACGAGCCACUAGACAAACUUCGCGGAUUUGUUAAGUACAACCGUCAGAAAAAAAUGUACCGUGAUCCAAAAGAGCGUCUCAAUGAUUGGGACGAAGUGUACGACUUCGAGGCCGUUCGCAGCAACAUUCGUGAGCAAGCUGCUCGUUGCAUGGACUGUGGAGUUCCAUUCUGCCAAGGACACUCGGGAUGCCCACUCGGAAACAUCAUUCCAAAAUGGAAUGACUUUGUCUUCAAAAAGAACUGGCGCCAAGCUCUUGAACAACUUCUUCAGACCAAUAACUUCCCAGAGUUUACUGGAAGAGUAUGUCCAGCUCCUUGCGAAGGGGCGUGUACUCUUGGAAUUGGCUCACCAGCAGUCACUAUCAAGUCAAUUGAAUGUGCAAUCAUUGAUUAUGCUUUCAUGCAAGGUUGGAUGAAGCCAUGCAAGCCUGCAUUCAACACUGGAAAGAGAAUUGCAAUCAUUGGAUCCGGACCCUCCGGACUCGGUGCUGCUGCCCAAUUGGUGAAGGUUGGACACACGGUUGUUGUCUAUGAACGCAAAAACAGAGUUGGUGGACUUCUCAGAUACGGAAUCCCAACUAUGAAGCUAGACAAGUUCGUCGUGGAUCGUCGUGUAUCGCUUCUGGAGCAAGAAGGAGUACGAUUCCUUACCAACACUGAAAUUGGAAAGCAUGUGCCAGCCGACUUCUUGCUUAAGGAGAACGACGCAAUCAUUGUUUGCACUGGUUCCACAACUGCUCGUGAUUUGAACGUUGAAGGACGCGACGCCAAGGGAGUUUGCUUUGCUAUGGAGUACCUUGAGAAGAGUCAACGCCGGCGUGCAGGAGAUGAUGUCUCGUGGGAAGGACUUGACCCAGCCAACAAGAAGGUUAUCAUUCUGGGAGGCGGAGACACGGCUACUGACUGUAUUGCUACUAGCAACAGACUUGGAUGCAAGACUGUUGGUGCUUUCGAAAUUCUGCCACAGCCAGGACCAAAUCGUAAGCCGGAGAAUCCAUGGCCAGAGUGGCCACUCAUUUUCCGAGUGGACUAUGGACACGAGGAAGCAAAAGAGAUGACUGGCUCCGAUCCAAGAACUUACUCUGUUUCUACUAAGCGUUUCCUCACAACUACCAACGCCGCCGGUAUCACUGUUCUCACUGGACUUGAAAUUGUGGAUGUUGAAUGGGAAAAGGAUGACAAGGGUGCUUGGAAGCUUAUUGAGAAGAAUGAGACUAUUCGCACAAUUGAAUGCGAUCUCUGCAUUCUGGCUAUGGGAUUCGUCGGGCCCGAAAAAUCGGUAAUUGAGCAGUUGAAUCUGAAAACUGACCCAAGAUCCAACAUUCUCACUCCAAAGGACAAAUACGAUUCUGAUGUGGCAAAGGUGUUCGCUGCUGGAGAUUGUCGUCGUGGACAGUCACUCGUGGUGUGGGCCAUUCACGAAGGACGUCAAGCUGCCCGACAAGUUGACGAGUAUCUAAUGGGCAAGACAACAUUGGCAGGACCGGGAGGAAUUGUGACCGCUACAAUUCAACUGAAGAAUGCCAUUUAAAUAUUUUCACUGUUGAUUUCCAUUUUUUGCUCUCGCAUUUUGUUUUUCAUUAGUUGAUAAUAGCUUAUAGUAAGCAAGUAUUAUUUCCCCUCACCUUUUCUAAUUAUUUCAUUUUAAUGUAUUUCGUCCCAGCAUCAAUCACCCAUUUGAGCGCCCUGUCAUUUAAAUAUUGAGUUUGAAUUCGCUUUACAUAUUGUUGGUGAAUAAGAUUAUUGUGUAGAAACAAACUAUUGUUGAGUAUUUCUUGUGGACUGAAGGAGCUGGACGUAUUACAGAUAAGGUGCAGUAAUUUCAGCUACUUAAAUUUGUAAAACUCGCUAUCAAUUAAUGGCGAUUUAUUUUUAUGCUUUACCAAAAACAGAUCAAACAAGUAAUUUUUCUUGAGAACAAGCUCUCAAAACGUCAUAACUUGUCUGUUAUUUUUUGAAAAAUUAACAGUAACCUACAUUUUUUUCGACUUUAUCAAGACAUUCUUAAUCCUGACAGUUCAGUUUGAAAUGUUUAUUUAUAACCUUCAAGUGAUUUCUUUCAUGUACAUUGAGUACUACAAUGAUAAGUGUAAUUUGUUACCAGCUCUUACUAUCAAGUAGGCUUUAACUUUUUAAAGUUAGUAACUGCUGCUCGUUAAACAGCUCCAAGUCGGAUACCGCAGUUGGGAAAAUAACUGGCAGGCAAGUUUUUGUUUCCUUAUUGUGAGGUACAUUUUCAACAGUUCUAUGAUUUCAAUUGCUUUAUAUAAUAAAGUUUUUGUGUCGA